Messenger RNA from Paramecium tetraurelia, 546 nucleotides. RefSeq lists its product as uncharacterized. The transcript has a single exon. The record is from RefSeq and is a predicted model, not a curated record. Lineage: Eukaryota; Ciliophora; Oligohymenophorea; Peniculida; Parameciidae.
AUGAGAUAAUAACAAGCUCAUAUUUAGACUCUCUAAACCAUGGCGACCAGACUAAGCUCAAAAAUUUCAAAUAGAAGGUCAGUAUUGAACGAUAGCUAACAAAUCUAUAAUCAACAAUUAAAUAUCUCAGUUAAUCAAUCCUUCAACACCCCAACAUUAAUAACUAAUCAAUAAUCAUUUAUAAUUUCACAACCAACAAAUCAAAGCAUGAGAGACACCAUUAAAAGCGUUCGAUGUACUUCUCCAUCCUUAAGAAUACAAACUGAGAGAGAAGAAGUAGAAGAUAAAAAAUAAUAAUAAUUUAUUGAUGCCACAAUGAGAUUGUUAGCUCAAAACGAGAAAUUAGAAAAAUUGGUUUGUGAAUAAAAUGAAAUGUUAGCAAACUAUAAGUAAGAGAAGUAGGAAUUAGAAUUUACAGUAAAGAGAUUAUCCCAAGAGAUUACAUUUCUAAAAGAUACAAAUUAAAAGAGAGUAUUGGCAUUAGAAAGAGAGUUAAAGUAAGUUAGUGGAAAAUCGUAACAUUAACCAAAAAGAUUUCUUCGAUGA